Molecule: messenger RNA, 609 nt
Organism: Aplysia californica (California sea hare)
Lineage: Eukaryota; Metazoa; Mollusca; Gastropoda; Aplysiida; Aplysiidae
Product: oxalate:formate antiporter
Biological process (GO): transmembrane transport
Molecular function (GO): transmembrane transporter activity
Source: RefSeq, a predicted model, not a curated record
UUUCCAUGUUGCUGAUGACGGCCGCCUUCACCUGCCUGAUGCUCACCUUCAACCUCACCUCGCUCGGCGACAAGGCCUAUUUCUUCGCCUACGUCUGUCUGCUGUUUGGCUGUUUUUCCGGGACGUUUUCCCUCUUCCCCACCGCCUCGGCCAAGUGCUUUGGUCCCAAAUAUCUCGGGAUUAACUACGGGCUUCUCUUCUCAUCGCUGUUCGUCACCUCCCUUCUCUGCACUUUUCUGUCGCAGACGUUGAAGUCUUUGAUUGGAUGGGAGGGUCUCUUCUUUCUUAUCGCAGGGUUUUCCUUCAUCAGCUUCGUCCUCGCCAUGUGUUUCAAGGCCAAGGACAGGAACGGCAAAGAGAUCUGAUCGAGAGGGAUUUCCUCAACUCACAGCAAUCGUUACCUCGGUGUCGGCCAUGUUGUUUUAAGGUGUUCAUCUAAGUGUUGUGAGACGCUGCCCAACGUAUAGUGACCGUCCAGCCAGGGUAGUGUUGUAUGUAGUCACCGGGAGUCAGAAUCAAAAUAUGUAUGUGUCACGGCACGCUGGAAUCAGGCUCUCGUAUAUGUAUGUGUCACGGCACGCUGGAAUCAGGCUCUCGUAUAUGUAUGUG